ACGUUGGUUUCGCCCUGUCUGGAAUUGUGGGUAAGUUUCAAGAUGGCGUCGCUGGUUCGAGCAGUGCGAGUUCGUCCUUUCGUCUUUGGACUUUACAACCUUGGGCCUCGGAUGAUGAGUAAUGGAUUAGGUGAGCUAGGAUCUGGAUCAGGCAAGGGAGGUGGUGCAGGUGGCUCCAUCAGAGAGGCAGGUGGAACCUUAGGGAAGAAGGAGGUGGCAGAAGAAGAGAUGUACUUCCGUCGAAUGCAACAGCAGCAGCUUGGUGAGCUGAAGAAGCACCACGCGGACGAGAUCCGUCAGAGGGAACUGGACAUCAAGCGCCACAAGGAGGCCAUUGAGCGGCACAAGCAGAAGAUUCGCGACAUCGAACGGACAACGCCCGGCUCGCAGUCCGACUCAGACUAGUCUCUGAGCUGUGAAGAACUUCCCGGUUCUUUCACACCAAUACCAGCAGCUGAGCUGCUAGCCGAUACACUAUCUUUCCCAAUGUUUACAUCUCUUGCUCUCGAUAUGAGAAAUGGCUAGUACAUACUUGAAUACUUAGUCUUUUGGGUUUACUCAUAGAUAUGGUAAACCUCUUGUAAUGCUUCCCAUGCUUUUCAAGAUAGCGUAAGCGUUGAAAUUAAAAGAUCAGAAACGUAUGUUCUGCUGCAAAAACUGAACAUUUUCAUUGCUCUCACCUAGAAGCAACAUGUUCUUAAGCACUUUCUGCUUUCUACAUGUAGUUCUUACAUAUUAGAGAUUAAACUACACCCAUGUCAUUAGUUCUCUUUUUUUUAAAGUUACUAGUAAUAAACAAAAAAAAAGAUGUUCAAUAAGAACUAAAGAGUUCCCAUGCCAAGAAAUGUAAAGAGAUUUCUUGGCACAUCUGUUAAAGGUGUAGCUUUGUCACAAAUAUUUUAAGGGAAUCUUGGUUUUCAAGUCAUUUUCAAGUCAUACUAGUAUCUUAAAGCCAGCAACUCAACAGAAGAAACAAACUAUUGAAAUGUUACUUAAUUUGCAGUUGGUGUUCAGAACUUGUGCAGAGUACGAUGUAGACUGUUGCUCAUAUACUCAUACAUGUGUGUGGGCUAUGUUAUCCUUACCACUUAUUAAAGGCAUCUAUGGUGAAGCAAAAA
Branchiostoma belcheri (Belcher's lancelet) is the source of this 1118-nucleotide messenger RNA. Its product is annotated as ATPase inhibitor, mitochondrial-like. The record is from RefSeq and is a predicted model, not a curated record. Gene Ontology annotation, biological process: negative regulation of ATP-dependent activity. Bases 43 to 405 code for a protein of 120 amino acids. Gene Ontology annotation, cellular component: mitochondrion. Gene Ontology annotation, molecular function: ATPase inhibitor activity. The transcript has 5 exons. NCBI's taxonomy places the organism in Eukaryota, Metazoa, Chordata, Leptocardii, Amphioxiformes, Branchiostomatidae.